Molecule: messenger RNA, 2888 nt
Organism: Chionomys nivalis (European snow vole)
Lineage: Eukaryota; Metazoa; Chordata; Mammalia; Rodentia; Cricetidae
Gene: Il36r
Product: interleukin 1 receptor like 2
Exons: 11
Coding region: 112-1833 (573 amino acids)
Biological process (GO): signal transduction; regulation of inflammatory response
Molecular function (GO): interleukin-1, type I, activating receptor activity
Source: RefSeq, a predicted model, not a curated record
GUCGACAUUCCUGAUAGAUGAACGUGUUAGCUUGGAAUCGGGCAAUAAAACGACGGAACAUCUCUCUAGGGCUGGGUGCUUUCUGUCCUGCUUCACUUCGGAAAGCCCAAAAUGGGAAUGCUGUCCUUGAUGCUCUGUGGGGUGUCUUUCGCGCUUCCCCUUUUUGUGAAAGCAGGCACGUGUAAGGAUGCGGAAAUGCACCCUGAGGUCAUUUCAGAGGGGCGGCCUUUUGCUUUCAACUGUACGUACCCUUCAGUAACAAAUGGAGCAGUCAAUGUGACAUGGCACAAAAUACCCAACCAAAGCCCGGUAUCCAAAAACAGACAGCUUAGGAAUCACCAGGACCGGACCUGGAUCUUGUUCCUUCCCUUGGAAGAGGGGGACUCGGGCAUCUACCAGUGUGUUAUCCGGGAUGGCCACAGCUGUUACCGAAUAGCUGUAAACCUAACCGUUUUCAGAAAACAUUGGUGCGAUUCUUCUACGGAGAGUCAGAUAAGUCCACCAAAUGAAUAUCAACAAUUCUUACCCAUGGGAAAAUCGGGCAGUCUGACGUGCUAUCUCGACUUCCCAGACAGUUGUGUUUUGGAUUCGAUAAAGUGGUAUAAGGGUUGUGAAGAGCUUAAAGCAGGGAAGCAGUAUAUUCUUUCAGAAAGAAAGCUUUUUGUGAACAGUGUCACGGCAGAGGACGGCGGGAGCUAUGCGUGCACAGCCAGACUCACUCACUUGGGGAGAGAGUUCACUGUUCGAAAUUACAUCUCUGUGAGCAUCAAGCAACCUGCGUCUGGAUUAAGGAUUCCUCAUAUCUCAUAUCCAAAAAACAAUACCAUCGAAGUUCAACCUGGCUCCACCCUUGUCGUGGACUGCAAUAUAACAGACACAAAAGAGAACACAAACCUGCGAUGCUGGAGAAUCAACGGUACCCUGGUGGAUGACUAUUACAGCGACUCCAGACGCAUCCAGGAGGGAAUUGAAACCAACGUUUCUUUGAAGGAUCACAUUUUUUACACAGUGAACAUCACAUUCUUAGAAGUGAAAAUGGAAGACUACGGCCUUCUUUUCAUGUGCCACGCUGGAGUGUCCACAGCAUAUAUCAUGUUGAAGCUCCCAGCUCCAGACUUCCGGGCUUACCUCAUAGGCGGGCUCAUGGCGUUCCUGCUUUUGGUCGUGUCUCUCCUGUGCGUGUACAACAGUUUUAAGAUUGACAUCGUGCUUUGGUAUAGAAGCGCCUUCUACGCUGCCCAACCCCCAGAGGAUGGGAAGCUGUAUGAUGCCUAUGUCUUAUACCCCAAGUGCCCAACAGCGAGCCAGGGCCACGAUGUGGACACAAUGGCAUUGAGGAUCCUGCCUGAGGUGCUGGAGAAGCAGUGUGGAUAUAAGCUAUUUAUAUUCGGCAGGGAUGAAUUCCCUGGACAAGCUGUGGCCAACGUCAUUGAUGAAAACAUUAAACUGUGUAGGAGACUGAUUGUGCUUGUGGCUCCAGAAUCUUCCAGCUUCGGCUUUCUAAAGGGCAUGUCAGAAGAACAAAUUGCCAUCUACAACGCCCUUAUCCAGGAUGGCAUGAAGGUCAUCCUGAUCGAAUUGGGGAAGAUCAAGGACUACAGUACCAUGCCUGAGUCCAUUCAGUACAUCCGACAGAAGCAUGGGGCCAUCCGGUGGCAUGGGGACUUUACAGAGCGGCCACAGUGUGCCAAGACCAAGUUCUGGAAGAAAGUAAGAUACCAUAUGCCAUGCAGAAGGUAUCCACCAUCUUCCUCAGUCCAGCUGCUGAGGCACACGCCCUGCAACUUCACAGCAGGCAAAUGGGAUGCUGCCACAGGGCUCAUAAGUCCCUGACUGAGAGUAGUUGGUGUGUGUUGGAUCACAGUGACAUCCUCUUUGGGUUGUCUACCCAUGCAGCUUGCUCUUUUAUGUUGUGAGUGACCUUGUUCUUGUUCUUGUUGUUGUUUGAUGCUUUUAAUUAGACCAGUUUCUUUAGUACUCCUGUUUGCACUACAGCUCCUGAACACCCAUAUAAGCUCAUGGAACUCAGCCUCCAUGCCUGUGGGAUACAGUGGAUGGUCAGGAUGACAGAGCAGGUGGCAAGGAUGUUUGGUCCAUGUUUGGGAUGGGAGACUGAGCAGUCUGAGGAUGCCAAGUGGGCAGCAAAGACGGUAGCACAAUAUCUAUGCUUGUCCAGUAUCUAGUAGGCUUUGGGCCUCCGGCAGUAUAGAUUGCAUCUGAAUUUCCUUCUCUCUCCCACUGCAGUUAGAUAACAAUGCAGUUAGCACGAUGCCCACAGGAACCACUUAAAUGUCACCCGGACCAAAGGACUCCAAACUUUGAAAGAUAAUCUGUCAAAAUGAAUUAAGAAAAAAAUCUUCCACUUUUAAAAGAUGCUUUGUCUGCCAGAAAUCUGCAUAAUAUUUGAGAGAUACAAAUUGCAGCUCUGAGGUGAUGUGGUUCUAACCCCAGUAAAUCUAUGUGAGCUUUGGGUUAGUGAGUGCACCCUUUAUCACGGGGCAGCGUAUGAAUGCAUAGUUCAUCCAGCGUUUUGAUGCCAAACAGAGCUGUCAACCAUGGCUACUAUUCCCCAAGGCCCAGCUGGGAAAAAUCAACUCCAGUCCAACUCUACCAAGCUGUGGUUAACACACGUGCUACUGCUUGGGGAAUCAUGAUCAAAUGUCUAUUUACCUCAGAUAGGUAGGGCGCUGGACACAAAUCAUGAAAACAAUUCCACAGAAGUCUAGAUUAAUGGAGCAGUCAUUUUCUUGGGGUUUCUUGAAGGACUGAGGGUGAGGAGUGAGUUCCAAGAGCAUGGGCGACUUGAAGACAACUACAUAUCGAAAAAGCCCACCGAGCGUGGAGCGUGGUAAGAACAUAAGAUAGCAGAAUCCCCAGAGCUCUGUGAA